Colletotrichum abscissum is the source of this 735-nucleotide messenger RNA. RefSeq lists its product as uncharacterized. Lineage: Eukaryota; Fungi; Ascomycota; Sordariomycetes; Glomerellales; Glomerellaceae. The record is from RefSeq and is a predicted model, not a curated record. The transcript has a single exon. Bases 1 to 735 code for a protein of 244 amino acids.
AUGUACGGGUUGAUCCUCAACUACAUACCAACUGCUUCGGUCACCGCCCCGCAUCACACCGAGGAAUGCAACCCAUCUCGCUCACGAGUCACAAAUGUACAUAGGCGAGGCGGAACCUGGAAGCUGCACGCGGCCAGAACGUCGGCGAUGCUACGGUUACGAUGCGCUUGCGAGCGCAAAUACAACAGGUCACAAACCUUCUGUCAUCGUUUGACCGGUUUCCCGUCUAGUUGCCCUGCGGACUACUGGCCACGUUCCAACGUCGCAGUGUUCCACCAUGCCAGGACUCGGCAACUCAAUUGCUCGACAAGCCAUAGACCUCACCCCCUCGAUCCUCCCAAACGACUUUCAAAGAGACGGUUUUCCGGCCCUAACUGUCUGCUGUUACACGGUGCCCAGACUCUCCUCAUGAAGCACUGGGGCAGGGGUAUAGGAAUAGCACGGCAAUUGACCAUAUCCAAGUCGGACGCACAGAAUUCGGACCACGAAAACCUUAUACACGCUUUGGGCACUUUCGUCGCUGCUCGAAUUCCAGCCUGGCUGCAGCCCCAUCCUGGCUCUUGGCGCUUCUCACCUCAAUAUGAGGCUGCACCUUCGCCUUGGAAGUUGGAGGCCAUCAAGCCGCAGGUCACCAUUUGUGCCUCAAUCCCACAUGAUGAGGCUACCAGCUACCGGUUGUACGAGGUUGCACGAGAAGUUCUAAGUUGGGACCCUCUGAACUACGCCAAUGUCUGA